Truncatella angustata is the source of this 1215-nucleotide messenger RNA. RefSeq lists its product as uncharacterized. The record is from RefSeq and is a predicted model, not a curated record. The transcript is spliced from 5 exons. NCBI's taxonomy places the organism in Eukaryota, Fungi, Ascomycota, Sordariomycetes, Amphisphaeriales, Sporocadaceae. Bases 1 to 1215 code for a protein of 404 amino acids.
AUGUCAGCUGUUCUGGAUAUGAACGGACCUGCACUCGCACCUCCAGAUGGAGUAGUACCAAAUCUGGACAAUCCAGACAACAAAAACCCACUGGCUUGGACAGUGUUGAUGCUAUGUGCCAGUAUAUCGACAAUUUGUGUUCUGCUGCGUUUCUACGGAAGGGUAGUCUUGCUGAAGAAAUUCCAGGCAGAAGAAGCCUUGAUUCUCUGCGCAUUUGGCGUGUUUUGGGGCUGUUUCUGGGCCUCACUCGGCAUGAUAUUUACUCCUGGUUAUUUUGUGCACCAGUGGGAUGUCCGUUUGCGUGACAUUAUACCAAUGACAUAUCUCGUUUUCGUUAUGGGCAAUACCUACGUCAUCGUCCUCAUGUUACUUAAGGUUGCGCUGCUGGUCGACUGGUGCCGAAUAUUGAUGCCUCGUGGAACAAGAACAAACAACAUUUUCUGGUGGUGUUGUAUUACUAUGAUAGCAUUGCAAGUUGCCGCCUGUAUUGGCAUCGUCAUCGCCAUGAACUUGCAGUGCAUCCCCCACCAAGCUAGCUGGGACUUCACCAUUCAGGGAAAAUGCUUCCCUUUAUACGACCUCCAAUUAUCUUCAGGCAUUAUCUACCUAGUAUCGGAUAUAAUUAUAUUCCUCCUUCCCCAUCGCAUCAUUUGGAAGCUACAAAUGUCGUGGCGGAAGAGACUCGGUGUCUCCCUGUUGUUUGGACUAGGAUUGUUGGCUUGCGUAGCGGCAGCGUUCCGGUUGCAAGUGACAAUCGCAGGAGGAAGUUCCACCGAUUCCACUUACCACCUGGGGGACCUCAUAUUCUGGGCCAUGGCCGAAAUGACCUGUGGCUUUUUCAUUGUCUGCGUACCCUGCAUACCCAAGAUGUUGGAGGACGCAGGUAUCCUCCGUGUGAUCAAGAAGAGCCUCGGCAUGUCGACUGGCCCGAGAGAUGUGCCUUAUUAUGCAAGUAGCAAGGGAUCCGCGAAGGCCAGUAAAUCGCGAACUCCAACCACGGAUGCAUACUAUCAACUAGACGAAGACGGUACACCAAUGGGGGAUAUGAAAGCCACUGAAUCUACUGAGCACUUGCACCACGAAAAGCGUGCUGCUUCAGGCCGCAUCAUCCGCACAACACAUCUGACAGUCAAUGAGACUCGGGAUGUUAGCGACUCCUCGGAUAUUGAACAUGAACGACGCAAGGUCGUUCCUAAAAAUGCAUGGGAUAUGUGA